Periophthalmus magnuspinnatus is the source of this 589-nucleotide messenger RNA. Its product is annotated as FUN14 domain-containing protein 1. Gene Ontology annotation, cellular component: mitochondrial outer membrane. The record is from RefSeq and is a predicted model, not a curated record. Bases 96 to 569 code for a protein of 157 amino acids. NCBI's taxonomy places the organism in Eukaryota, Metazoa, Chordata, Actinopteri, Gobiiformes, Gobiidae. The transcript is spliced from 5 exons. Gene Ontology annotation, biological process: autophagy of mitochondrion.
AAAAUAAAAUCCCAUAUUAAAUCGUUGGUGUGACGUGGCGCAGGGGGCGUGGCGUGUCAUUGUCAACAUCCUGGUGACGUAAGCGCCUCUGCAAAAUGGCGACGGUCGAUCACAGAGAAGAGGAGGGGGAGAGUGAGGACGAGGUGUACGAGGUGGUGGAUCUGACAGAGUAUGCGCGUAGACAUCAGUGGUGGAGCCGCGUGUUCGGGAGCAACUCAGGACCCAUCGCUGAGAAGUAUUCUGUCGCAACCCAGCUCAUGAUGGGAGGGGUCACUGGAUGGUGUGCUGGUUACCUGUUCCAGAGAGUGGGGAAGAUUGCUGCGACUGCUGUGGGCGGAGGAUUUCUAUUGUUACAGAUUGCCAAUCACACUGGUUACGUGCAGAUCGACUGGAAAAAGGUGGAAAAAGAUGUGAACAAAGCCAAAAAGCACCUUAAAAAACGAGCCAAUAAGGCAGCGCCUGAAAUCAGCACAUUCAUAGAGGAGGUAAAGGCAACAGACUUCAUCAAAAGAAACAUUGUCUUGUCCAGUGGUUUUGUCGGUGGAUUUUUCUUGGGGAUCGCGUCAUAAAAACUGUUUCUCCAUCUCCC